AUGACACUGCCACUGCCCUCCCGCCCGCUCUCACCUGAGCCCCGCUCCCUUUCUCCCCUUCUCUCCUCUGCCCCUCCCUCCCUCCCUCCCUUGCCCCACCAUUCCCCCUACCCUUCCCCAUUUUUCCAGGUCUCUCAAGGCCACAGCAAUCGAUUCCUCCCUUCGCAUCGUUGCCACCGAAUCACUCCAGCCACUGUGCCGAACCUGCGAGAGAGGCUCAGCGAGGUGGUUCCGUCUCAUCAAUUGGUUGGUUGGCAGCGUGCACCAGUGCUACGUAGACAGUGGGUGGUUGGCAGCGUGCAUCAGUACUACGUGGACAGGCAAGGGCAUGUGCGGUGUGUGCUGUGUGAUUUUGUCUUUGAUGUGCCUCCAACCCUCAGAUGUGGUUGGCAGUGUGCAGCAGUACUACAGGUCCGUGCGUGUGCGGUGUGUGCUGCGUGUGCGGUGUGUGCUGCAUGUGCGGUGUGUGCUGCGUGUGCGGUGUGUGCUGCGUGUGCCGUGUUUGCUGCGUGUGCGGUGUGUGCUGCGUGUGCGGUGUGUGCUGCGUGUGCGGCGUGUGCUGCGUGUGCGGUGUGUGCUGCAUGUGCGGUGUGUGCUGCGUGUGCGGUGUGUGCUGCGUGUGCGGUGUGUGCUGCGUGUGCGGUGUGUGCUGCGUGUGCGGUGUGUGCUGCAUGUGCGGUGUGUGCUGCAUGUGCAGUGUGUGCUGCAUGUGCGGUGUGUGCUGCAUGUGCGGUGUGUGCUGCAUGUGCAGUGUGUGCUGCAUGUGCGGUAUGUGCUGCAUGUGCGGUGUGUGCUGCGUGUGCGGUGUGUGCUGCGUGUGCGGUGUGUGCUGCGUGUGCGGUGUGUGCUGCAUGUGCAGUGUGUGCUGCAUGUGCGGUGUGUGCUGCAUGUGCAGUGUGUGCUGCAUGUGCGGUGUGUGCUGCGUGUGCGGUGCGCGUUAACGUACCCAAGCGCGUUUCCGAUGAGAUUCGCGCGUUGAUGGAGGGGAAAAUUGCGGCGCGCAAGGACAAGGAGAAGGCGACGGAGGCGGCGAUCACUUCAGUGAGCGGCAAGAGCGGGGCGGGGCCAAAGCCGAAACGGGGGCGCAUGGAAGACUUCUACGGAGACGAGGGUCUCUCGUCCAAGCGGAAUGCCGACGAGGCGAUAUGCCUCUAUUUCGCGGGGAUGCGCGUGGCGGAACGGCAGUGCGAGAACCCACUCUUCCUCAACAUGCUUCGCGCCGUCGCCGCCGCCGGCCCCAACUACGUCCCUCCCAAGCGUGACUACGUCGGCGGCGCCGGACUCCUGGCGUGCAAGAAGAGGAUCGAGAAGGGAUUGGCGCCGAUUACCGACACGUGGGCGAAGACGGGCGUGACGAUCGCCAGCGAUAUGAUGACGGACAAGAGCGGGCGCGCGCAGAUGAACAUCCUGCUCCUCAACGACGCCGGUGCUGUUUUCGUCGAGGCGGUUGACUGCAAAAUGGAGCUGAAGAGCGGAGCGUUCGAGGCCGGCAUCUUGCGCCCGAUCGUGAAGAAGAUCGGCCCGGAGAAUGUCGUCGCGCUGUGCAUGGACGGUGGCAGCAACUACGCGUCGGCAUGCAAGUUGCUGCAGGCGGAGUGGCCGCACAUCGAGCAUGUGCCAUGCGCCACCCACGUGCUCGACUUGCUGAUGGAGGACAUCGGCAAGAUGGAGUGGGCGCGAGACGUCGUCGGCCGAGCGGGCGACAUGAUCACGUUUCUGCGCAUCCACCUGUGGACGCGCGCUUUUCUGCGGAGUCCGGAACUGCACGGCGGGAAGGCGCUGCAGCCGCUGCGACCGGCGGGCACGCGUUUUGGGACGCAGUACAUUGCCGUGUCUCGUCUUUGCCAGCUUCGCUCGCAGCUGCUGCAGAUGGUGGUGCAUGACGGCUGGAAGAAGAUGAAGGGGAAGAAGGGGAAGAAGGGGAAGAAGGGGACGAAGGAGAAGAAGACGACGGCGUGUGACUUCGAGGCGUGGGUGAUGGAUGUGGAUUGGUGGGAGAAAGCGGGGUUUUUGGUGCAGCUGAUGGAGGUGCCAUUCAUGGUGAUGAGGAGGACGGACUCGCAUGCGAAGGGGAUGAUGGGUGCUAUCUAUGAGAUCAUGCUGCAGCUGACGGAGGACAUGGCGAAGCUGCUGGAUGGUGAUAUGUGUAAGCUGAAGGAGGAGGAGAAGGAGGAGGUGCAGGAGCACUUGAGGCGCCGCUGGGACGAGAGUUUGGCGUGCCCCCUUCACGUGGUUGGCCGGAUCCUUAAUCCGGCCAACCAGCUGGAGGAGAUUUUCCUGCGUGACGUCGAGUGCACCAAGGUGAUGAGGGAGUGGCUCGCCCGCUCUAAGGUCUUUGUCGACAAGUUCUGGAAGGGGAAGAAGGGGCCGCACAAGAGUUUGCAGGAGGGGAUGUUGGCGUACAUCAACGCCACUGGGAGCUUCGGAUCGGAGGAGGCGAGAUUGGGGCGUGAGGAGCUGCAGGAUGGGAAGGGGGACAUGCUAGCGUGGUGGCAGUAUCACGGCUGGGAGUAUGCAGACCUGGCUGGACUUGCGCGCUGUGCGCUGUCCCAGCCAGUUUCCGCCGCCCCGUGCGAGCGGAACUGGUCUGUUUGGGACGGUGUGUACACGGCGCGCAGGAACAGGCUCGGGUCGGAGAAGGUCCGCGACCUUGUGUACGUUGCGCACAACUGGACAGUUGUGCACAACCAUCACAAGGGAGCGGCUGUUGCAGGGCCUAGUGGGGUGGGAAGGAAGGGGGGGAUCGUGGAGGGGAACAUUCCCACCCCCCCCCUCCCCGAGGGCUACAAGCUGGAGGAGGAUGGGGAGGUGGAGGAGGAUGAGGACGCGAUCUGUUUAGCUUCCCCCCAAACUGGCAAGUCAUGGCAUGGUCAGGGGACAAUUCUUGCAGCACCUCAAAUCUCCUGCGUUCCUCAUCCCUUCUUCCCCACCCUGCUUUCCUGCCCUGUUCUCUCUCCAGGGCCUGCCGGGUUUCUUUCGAGGGGUGGUGCCACGGGUGAUGAAGCGAUUACUCAGCAAGCACUCGCUAUCCCUCCCCUCCUUCCCCUCCUGCCCCUCCUUCCUCCUUCCCGUCCUGCUCCUCCGUUCCCUCCUGCUCCUCCGUUCCCUCCUGUCUCCUCCACCCCCCCAGUCUCAGGGCCUGCCGGGUUUCUUUCGACGGGUGGUGCCACGGGUGAUGAAGCGACUACUCAGCAAGCACUCGCUAUCCCUCCCGUCCUUCCCCUCCUGCCGCUCCUUCCGCCUUUCCCUCCUGCUCCUCCGUUCCCUCCUGUCUCCUCCACCCCCCCAGUCUCACGGCCUGCCGGGUUUCUUUCGAGGGGUGGUGCCACGGGUAAUGAAGCGAUUACUCAGAAAGCACUCGCUAUCCCUCCCCUCCUUCCCCUCCUUCCUCCUUCCCCUCCUGCUCCUCCUUUCCCCCCUAUCUCCUCCACCCCCCCAGUCUCAGGGCCUGCCGGGUUUCUUUCGAGGGGUGGUACCACGGGGCCUGCCGGGUUUCUUUCGAGGGGUGGUGCCACGGUCGCAGGGCCAGCCGGGUUUCUUUCGAGGGGUGGUGCCACGGGUGAGGAAGCGGUCAAUGCAGCAAGCACUUACAUGGACUCUCUUGCAGCACCUCUUGCCCAUUCGACCGUUUGA
Molecule: messenger RNA, 3633 nt
Organism: Closterium sp. Naga37s-1
Lineage: Eukaryota; Viridiplantae; Streptophyta; Zygnematophyceae; Desmidiales; Closteriaceae
Source: the annotation of a GenBank genome assembly